AUGGCCCCUCGGCGGCCCCGUUCAAUAUCGCAUGCAUCACAAACAAACCUGCCGAGACGUAACCACGAACCUUUACCGCGACCACCAACGCAACCGCCCCAGCCCAGUCCGAGCGCGGGUUUGGGAAUGAGCGCGGCUUCACGAUAUCAACACAAUCUGAAGGUCUUACGGAGACGAGAUCCGAGUAUAGUGUCCAUUUUCGACCAGUUCAGUCACGUAUGUCUGUAUCACCACAAUGGGAAGGCCUGGGAGAAGAAGGGUUUUGAGGGGAGUAUGUUCUUGUUCGAGCGAGAAGCAUAUCCUCCGUAUGGGUUCUACAUCCUGAACAGGAUGGGCAUGGAAGACUACAUCCAACCAAUGUAUCCCGAAGACGACAUGGAAAAGCAGGGAAACUUCCUCCUGUACCGAUCAUACCCUGACUAUACUGCCAAACGCCUCGGCGUUUCCCCCUCUUCAUUACGCACGACGUCAGAAAACUUUUCUAUUCCAGAGGAGGAUAGAGAAGAUCGAGAGUCCCUCUUGAAUGGCACGGAUAAGAAACGGGGCAGCUGUCUGACGGUUGGCUUCUGGAUGCACGCGACUGACGCGCGUGAGCAUCUCACGGAUGUAAUGUUACAUCCCUAUGUUCAAAAAGAACUAGUGUACCCUCAAGAAUAUCGACAUGGCCCUGAUAGACCUCCAGGGGAGAAGGUAUCGCCUGAACUCAAACAUUUAAUUGCUGCAGCUGGUCUACGGCUGUCCGACGGUGCGAGAAACGGAACUACGCAGACGCCCUCCCAGCGGUCGCAGCAACCGUUCUCCACCGAUUACCCCCAUUCUCACCCUCAGCCCCAACCCCAGCCUCAGUCGCAACCUCAAACUUCGGGCAUGUCUGUCCUAGACCAACUUUUUGCCAAGGCCACGCCAACCGGGACUCCCUCGCAGUCAAGUUCCGAUCUUAACGGCUCUGCCUUACUAUCAUCUUUCACCCAGCCCUCGGCGCCGUCAGUUCAACCUGUAACUGGAAAAGCACUCCUGGACACCAUCUUUGCGUCUGUUGGCAACGCGAGUGCAUCUUCGUCCUCGUCGUACACGCCUAUCGCUUCCUCUUCUCAGCCUAGUUUGAACGCCCUCUUCGCGUCCGCGGUGUCUGCAAAUAAUAUAAAUCACCAAAUCUUGAACACCUCACAGUCACAAGCGCAAGGACAAUCCCAACCCACCCCGCCGCCACCUGAGAUACUCUCACCCAAGCCGACGUCAAGCACGCUGCCGCAGAUCCUCAACCAAGACGUCAUCUCGUCGUUACUCGGCCUCUCCUCUCGUGCUAGCUCAACCAGGCCCAACCACGGUUCCCGGUCGUCCUCCGCUAUGAGCGGGAGCAGCGCCGGCAGGUCUCGGAGAAGCGGGCGGUACGAGGGCGACAACGAGUCGAGCGCCGACGGCGGGAGCGUCGGGAGCGGCCCGGACGUCGUCGUCGAGGAAGCGGAGCUGGAGCUGUCCGAGAGUAGCACGGUGCUCGACGCGGAGGAGUCGGACGGCGACGUCGUAGUCACGGGGUACGCGACGCGCAACGUGGAGUAUGCCCGCGUGAAUGGCGGAGUGCCGCAACUGUCGCUGUACCCCAGCAGGAGCUCGGAUGAGGAGGGCAACUCGGGGAUAAACGGGGAUGCUACCCCCCGACCGCCCCUGCGUGGUAUGCCCACAUCACCCAGCAACGGCGAUCAUUCUCGGCCCCCGUCUCAAAUGAACGGGCAUACUGGCACGCCGCUGUCGCACCACAGGCCACCCGUCAUCUCCGCGGCGUCGUCCAGCUCGACCGUUCGCCCUCCUCCCGGUCAGCGGCCACCGGCUUUCGAGAGUUCGAACGGGCUUUGGCCGACGCCGCUGGAGCAAGAAGGCUUAGACGGGAAGGAUGAGGACGUGGUGGAACUUGACUUCGCUGAUACGAGUGCGUUGAGCGACCCCGAGGCCUUUUCGAGGCGUCUGGAGUCCAAGUCGAGGAAGAACGGGGAGAAAGGCAAGGGGAAGGGCAAAGCGAGGGAAGGCGCCCACGUUGUGGCGGAUGGCAUUGACAGACAUGACGCAGAAGUGAAGGUCAGGGACGGUGAUAAGAGGAAGAAGCCUGGCCGGAGAGAGAGGGAGAUGUUGAAGGCCCAGCGACUGCAGGCUGGCUCAUCUAGAUCAGAGUCACCGGGACCGAGCGUGGAUGGCCAAGGCGGUGCAGCCAGCCCAGCGCUUAACGGGAAGCACAGCUCGCCUCCGCAAGUCAGUGUACCGUCUAGUUCUUCGAAGAUUGAUAGCUCUGUCGCUGGGGUGUCCCUCCUCGAUGUUCUGAUGGGUCAUCCAUCUGCUUCCAAGAUACGUGACCAGGCUUCUCAGCUGGGUAGAAAAGAAUUCGUGCAGGAGUUGCUCACUCUGAUAUAUACGGACAAAGCGUUUGUAGAUAAAUUAUGGCAGGACUAUAGCGCGCGAAGUGCUUGAUUUGAGCAGUCAUGACGUUCAUUAUGAAUAUCUGCGGUUCCAACCAUUCAGAUUGACAACAAUGUAUUACCCCGCUGUCAUUGUACUCGACGAUGUUUUCUCAUACAUUUCUAUCUCUUGUGUCGCCUUCAUCUUCAUUAUUCCCCACUCAUAUCUAUACUCCCUUGCCUCGUCAAUGGCUAGUCAUACUAGCCACACCUUGUAGCACUUACUGUCGUCCAUCGUGUUUGUAUGUAUGUGUUUGAGAGAGGAGUAUUAUUCUCGUAUACAAAUUGCCUGAAGGAUUCUG
This is a messenger RNA of Gloeophyllum trabeum ATCC 11539, 2749 nucleotides long. RefSeq lists its product as uncharacterized. Gene Ontology annotation, cellular component: P-body. The record is from RefSeq and is a predicted model, not a curated record. Lineage: Eukaryota; Fungi; Basidiomycota; Agaricomycetes; Gloeophyllales; Gloeophyllaceae. Bases 1 to 2460 code for a protein of 819 amino acids. Gene Ontology annotation, molecular function: mRNA binding; enzyme activator activity. The transcript is spliced from 5 exons. Gene Ontology annotation, biological process: positive regulation of catalytic activity; deadenylation-independent decapping of nuclear-transcribed mRNA; deadenylation-dependent decapping of nuclear-transcribed mRNA.